This is a messenger RNA of Synchytrium microbalum, 1614 nucleotides long. RefSeq lists its product as uncharacterized. Gene Ontology annotation, molecular function: CoA-ligase activity. The record is from RefSeq and is a predicted model, not a curated record. Bases 1 to 1614 code for a protein of 537 amino acids. The transcript is spliced from 11 exons. Lineage: Eukaryota; Fungi; Chytridiomycota; Chytridiomycetes; Synchytriales; Synchytriaceae.
AUGACCAUAUUUCACUCCCAGCACCCCAAAAUAUCCAUCCCUGAGGUCGACGUAUACUCAUUUCUCUUCAAAUCCCCAGACUUUGCAAAAAAGGCAUCCCAGAAAGCUCUCAUCUACGAUUCUCCCAAUGGCCACAUUUCGUAUACUUAUGGAAUCAUGAAGGAGAGAAUCGACAAGUUUGCCGCGGGGUUGACCAAACUGGGCUUUAAGAGGGGCGAUGUAAUGGGUGUCUUCUGUCAGAACAAUGUCGACUAUCCUACCAUACUCUUUAGUGUUCUCAAGCUCGGUGGCAUAAUCUCACCCGCAAAUCCAACCUACACGCCCAAAGAACUCGCCUACCAGCUGCAAAACGCGGGUUGCAAGUACUUGGUCACCCAAACCGACUUUAUAGGAAACGCUGUAUCUGCAUCCGAAUCCGCUGGCCUAGCCAAAUCAAACAUAUUCUUAAUCUCACCGCAAGGCGCACAGGGUUUCAAAGGCCUUGAUCAGAUAUUUAGUGAUGAGGUGUCGCCGCACGUCGUGCUGGCUGGGGAUGCUGCCAAAAAGACUGUUGCGUAUUUGUGCUAUUCGUCGGGGACGACUGGUGUUGCGAAAGGUGUCAUGACAUCCCACUAUAACAUGGUCGCAGACGUAUCGCAAGUCAUGGCCUGCGAGCAAGAUUAUAGAAUCGGAGACGUGUGGAUGGGGUUCCUGCCGUUCUAUCAUAUAUAUGCACUUACAUGGAUUGUCCACGGCUCAAUAGCAAAAGGAAUCGCCGUUAUCGUCAUGCCCAAAUUCGAUCUCGUCCAAUUCCUAGAAGCUGUACAGAAAUACUCUGUCUCACACGUCCACUGCGCACCACCGGUCGCAAUCCAAAUGGCCAAAAACCCAAUCGUCUCAUCCUACAAUGUCUCCUCUAUACGCAUGCUCAUCUGUGGCGCUGCUCCACUUGGAGGGGACGUGGCGCAAGAACUUUACGAAAAGACACACAUUCCUAUCAAGCAGGCGUAUGGAAUGACCGAGUCGAGUCCCGUAUCGCAUAUAAGUCCCGAUACCGGGAUUAUUGUUGCCAGUUGUGGGAAGCUGAUUCCGAAUAUGAGUGCCAAGAUCGUGUCUGUUGAUGGAAGAGAGGAGCUGGGUGUUGACGAGGAGGGGGAAUUGUGGAUGAAGGGACCUAACAUUAUGCUUGGGUACCAUAAUAACCAAGAAGCAACACGGAAUACUAUUACACCAGAUGGGUGGCUCAUGACUGGUGAUAUUGCCAAGGUUGAUGCGUCAGGCAACUUUUACAUCACAGACAGGCUGAAAGAAUUGAUCAAAGUUAAAGGCUUCCAAGUCGCUCCAGCUGAACUCGAAGCCCUCCUCCUCACACACCCCAAAGUCGCUGACGUGGCCGUCAUAGGCAUUCACGACGACUACUCUGACGAAGUCCCGAAAGCAUUCAUCGUGCCAAAGCCCAACAUCAGUCUGGUGCCGAGUGAGAUUAUUUCAUUCAUGGAGGGAAAGGUGGCGCCACACAAACGGUUAAAGGGCGGUGUAGAGUUUAUUGCGGCGAUACCAAGGAAUCCGUCUGGGAAGAUUUUGAGGAAGGAUUUGAGGGCGCUGGAGGCGAUGAAGAAGGGGGCGAAGCUGUGA